AUGGAAAAUACUAAUCCUAAUAUUGCUAGAGUUCAGCGUGUAAAGAAAGCAUCCUCAGAUCAACUGCUGAGAAAGUUUGCCGAGGCGGGUUCUGAAUCAAAUCACAAGUUAUCAGCUAAAAGCGAGUCAAGAAUGGCAAAACGUGCAAAAAGAAGCACACCUCUUAACACUAAUGUGAAUGCUUCUUCGGUAGAGAUAAAUUCACUACUUCCUCCAUCAACCUCCAGGAAAUCGUUAUCUUUUAUUCCGAGACUAGAGAUGGGUAAGGCCAAGAUCAGAGCUAGGGAGCUGAAGAACAAGUCUUUCAUGUGUACCAUUGAGAAGACAUGGCGUAAAACUAUUGCAGGGGCUUCGAGGGUCUUGAUGGAGAAGCAUUACAACCGGCACAAGCGUCUAAUUAACGAUGCAUAUUAG
This is a messenger RNA of Fraxinus pennsylvanica, 414 nucleotides long. NCBI's taxonomy places the organism in Eukaryota, Viridiplantae, Streptophyta, Magnoliopsida, Lamiales, Oleaceae. The record is from the annotation of a GenBank genome assembly.